Molecule: messenger RNA, 5007 nt
Organism: Salvia splendens (bonfire salvia)
Lineage: Eukaryota; Viridiplantae; Streptophyta; Magnoliopsida; Lamiales; Lamiaceae
Product: protein transport protein SEC16B homolog
Exons: 14
Coding region: 417-4763 (1448 amino acids)
Biological process (GO): Golgi organization
Cellular component (GO): endoplasmic reticulum exit site; ER to Golgi transport vesicle membrane
Source: RefSeq, a predicted model, not a curated record
AUAAUUAGGGGUAAAAUAGAGGAGGUUUUCGGUGGGUUGUUGAGACCUUCGGAGCGAAAUCGAGGCUUUGUCUUCUCUUCUGAGUUUACAGACAGUCUCUCUCUCUCUCUCUCUCUCUCUCUCUCUACACAUAUAUACGCACAACCGACACGUAUGAAUAGGCGAUUCCUUCCGUUUCCUCAAUUUUCAUUUUUGAUCUAAUUUUGCGUGUUUUUGCAUCUUCGUGUACCGCGUUUCGGAUAUUGGUGGACUUGUAAAACCCCGGAUCUUGUUCGAUUUGGAUUGUUUCGGGUUGUAUUUUGUGGAAUUAGGCGGGUUUUGUUCCUGGAUCUGUGUGUUUAUUAACUAGCUCGGAUCAAUUAGGGUUUUAAAAUUUAGGGGUGAGUUUUGUGGAAUCUAAAGUUAGGUUUGAUUGAAUGGCUUCGAAUCCUCCAUUCUCGGUGGAGGAUAUUACAGACGAGGAUUUUUUUGAUAAAUUAGUGGAUGAUGACGACGAUGUGGACUUUAAAGUCUCCCCAUCGGCGGAAUCUGGAGGCCAUCAUGUCGUGACGGACGGGAAUGAAUCUGACGAGGCUAAGGCUUUUGCCAAUUUGAGUAUCAAUGAGCUUGAUGAUCACGGUGAGGUUAAUGUUGAACAAGUCUCCAGCAGUGAUCGUAGCGUAGUUGAUGAUUUAAGUGCAAAAGUGGAGACAGCUGAACAGAUUAGCAAAGUGGAAACAGGGGGUGAGCAUGGGAUUCCAUUGGUGUCAGCUGAUUCAUUUGAAUUUGGUACCGUGUUACAAAAACUGGAAAAUGAAAAUGGCGGUGCUAAUGUUUCGGUCAAUGCUGACAGUGGCAAGGCUGAAAAUGUGGGUGUCUCUGACGUGCCAAUGCUGAGCAAGACUACUAGUGGUAGCGAAAUAGGGGCUCCUGGAAUUAAAGAAGUUGCCUGGAGUGCCUUUAAUGAGGAGUCGGUUCAGAAUGAUAGCAAUGGCUUUGGAUCGUACUCAGACUUUUUCACCGAAUUUGGUGGGGAAAAUCCAUCUGAAGCAUUUAGCAACACAGUGGGGCUUAUUUCAAAUAAUGGGUCGCAAGAUGCUGUUGGAAAUGAUGUACAUGGAUCCACUUAUAUGGAUACUGCAGACAAUUACGGGCAGUACAAUCAUACACAGAAUGAUAGUAUUGCAGCAGAUCAGAGUUCAUCUGUUCAGGAUAUGAGUAGCACCCAGUACUGGGAAAAUCAAUACCCAGGUUGGAAGUAUGACUACGGUACUGGAAAAUGGUAUCAGGUUGAUGGCUAUGAUGGGGGUUCUAGUGUGGAAGGAAAUGCUGACUCUAAUGUAACUUCUACUUGGGGAGGGGCUGGUGGUCAGGUUGAUCUCUCUUACAUGCAGCAAACUGGUCAUUCUGUAUCUGGAGCUGUAGCUGAGGCAGGUAAAACAGAGACCGUUUCUAACUGGAACCAGACCUCUCUGGCCAGUGAUGCUACGAAAAAAACAAACUGGAAUCAGGUGUCAGAAGCGAGUGGUAAUAGCAGUGUGGUUUCAUCAGACUGGAAUCAGGCAUCUAAUGAUAAUAAUGGUUACCCAGCUCAUAUGGUAUUUGAUCCUCAGUACCCUGGGUGGUACUACGAUACUAUUGCCCAAGAAUGGCGUGCUUUAGAGUCAUACGCCCAAUCUGAGCAGUCUACUGCUCAAGUCUACGAUCAGACGAGUAAGGGUGAUUAUUCAUUUACUGAUACAUUUUCUCAGAACAACACACUGACGGCAAGCAGUUUUCAUGAUCAAGGUAAUAAUUACAAUCCUCAAAUCUUUGGCAGCCAAAGCCCAGAUCAGAAUUGGUUGGGAUCAGUCAACAACUACAACCAACAAAACCAAGUAACAGAAAAUAAUUAUGCACAGAAUGUUUCUGCAAGUCUGCAUGGAAGUCAACAAAGUAACAUUCAUUAUGCAGUAAAGGAUCCAUAUUAUGAGAAUCUAAGCCAGCAUCAGAACAACAACUAUUCUAUGCCUUCCCAGUUUGUUGGCGGAAACUUCAGUCAACAUUUCAAUGACUCCAAAGUCAAUCAAAAUGACCAGAAAUACUUUUCAAAUGACUUUUAUGGCAAUCAAAACGCUGUAAACUUCUCCCAGCAACAGAUUCAAAAUACUCAAAUGACAUACAAUCCUGCGUCGGGGAGGUCAUCUGCUGGUCGUCCUGCUCAUGCUUUAGUUGUCUUUGGUUUUGGUGGCAAGCUCGUUGUGAUGAACCAUAACAACUCUAAUGAAAAUUUGAACUUUGGAAGCCAGAAUCCUGUGGGUGGCUCAAUAACUGUUCUCAACUUAUCAGAAGUUGUGACUGGCAACAUUGAUGCUGUAAAUCAUGGAAGGGGCGUAAGCACUUAUUUCCAGGCUCUCUGCCAGCAUUCUCUUCCAGGUCCUCUUACAGGUGGAAGUGUGGCCACUAAGGAGUUGAAUAAAUGGAUUGAGGAAAGGUUAAAUUCUGAGCCUGCACAUAUGGAUUACAGAAAGGCUGAAGUGUUGAAGCUGCUCCUGUCACUGUUAAAAAUAGCCUGUCAGUAUUAUGGAAAACUUCGAUCUCCUUAUGGCACAGAUGCUGCGAUGAAGGAAAGUGAUGCUCCAGAAUCGGCGGUUGCCAAACUGUUUGCUUUUGCUAAAAGAAAUGGGUCACAGUUUAAUCAGUAUGGUGAUGUUACCCGAUGCUUGCAGCAACUUCCAUCUGAAGGACAAUUGCAGGCCACUGCUGCUGAGGUUCAAAAUCUUCUGGUUUCCGGAAGAAAGAAGGAAGCUUUAGAAUGUGCACAGGAGGGACAAUUAUGGGGUCCUGCCCUUGUUCUUGCUGCUCAACUUGGUGAUCAAUUCUAUGUUGACACUGUCAAGCAAAUGGCACUUCGCCAGUUAGUGGCUGGGUCACCCUUGCGAACACUAUGCCUGCUCAUUGCUGGCCAACCAGCUGACGUCUUCUCUGCAGAUACUACAGCUGUUAACAACAUGGCUGGUUCUAUAAAUGUGCCUCAACAACCUGCACAGUUUGGAGCCAAUUACAUGCUGGACGACUGGGAAGAAAAUUUGGCUGUGAUAACUGCAAAUAGAACAAAGGAUGAUGAGCUUGUGCUUAUCCAUCUCGGUGAUUGUUUGUGGAAGGAAAGAAGUGAUAUAAUUGCUGCUCAUAUAUGCUAUUUGGUUGCGGAAGCUAGCUUUGAGCCGUAUUCAGACAGUGCAAGAUUGUGUCUCAUUGGUGCGAAUCAUUUGAAGAUGCCGCGGACGUAUGCAAGUCCAGAAGCAAUUCAGAGGACAGAGAUAUAUGAGUAUUCAAAGACACUUGGGAACUCUCAGUUCGUCCUACUUUCAUUUCAACCUUAUAAGUAUGUAUAUGCACUCAUGUUGGCUGAAGUUGGGAGGACGUCGGAGGCAUUAAAGUACUGUCAAGCGGUACUAAAAUCGCUUAAAACUGGACGAACUCUGGAGCUGGAGAAUCUGAGGAAUUUAGUUUCAUCCCUUGAGGAUAGGAUUAAAGCUCAUCAACAGGGAGGAUUCUCUGUAAACUUAGCUCCCAAGGAAUUUAUCGGUAAAUUGCUAAACCUUUUUGACAGUACUGCCCAUCGUGUUGUUGGUGGGGGCCUGCCACCUCCUGCACCGACAACAGGCGGUGCUGUUUAUGGUAAUGAGAAUCAUUACCAGUCGGGUGGACCCAGAGUGUCCAGUAGUCAAUCAACAAUGGCUAUGUCUUCAUUAGUUCCUCAAUCCAUGGAACCUAUAAAUGAAUGGGCAGCUGAUAACAAAAAGAUUAUGCACACAAGAAGUGUUUCAGAACCUGACUUUGGAAGGAGUCCGAUGCAGAGUCAGGCUGAUCCAUCGAAAGAAGCAACUUCUGCUAGCACACAGGACAAAGCAUCAGCAGGAGGUGGUGCAUCUCGCUUAGGUCGUUUUAGUUUUGGAUCUCAGCUCUUUCAGAAGACUGUUGGUUUAGUACUCAAUCGUCAAGGUGGUCGCCAGGCAAAAUUGGGUGAGACAAAUAAGUUUUAUUAUGAUGAAAAACUAAAGAGAUGGGUGGAGGAAGGUGUCGAUCCUCCAGCACCAGAAGCAGCUCUUCCGCCGCCACCCAAGGCUUCAGUUUUUCAGAAUGGAGCAUCAGAAAUGAAUUCAUUGAAAAGUGAACCUUCUCAUAACAAUGGGAACCUAGAAUUUAAAAGCCCAAGCACUAUGGAUAACAGUCCAGGAAUGCCACCACUUCCUCCGACAGCCAAUCAGUACUCGGCACGUGGAAGGAUGGGUGUUCGCUCUAGGUAUGUUGACACUUUCAACCGAGGUGGUGGGAAUGCAGUAAGUGGGUUCCAGUCGCCUUCUGUACCUUCUGCGAAACCAGCAGGUGGCAUCAACCCAAAAUUUUUCGUUCCCGCACCAGCAUCCCAUGCUGAGCAGCUUGUCGUCGAAGAAAAGCAGAAUGCUUCCACCACUUAUGAAAAUGCUUCUUCCUCUCCUCCUAAUGACUCGUUCCAUUCACCAACUCCCUCAUCUUCCAUGGCAGCUAUGCAAAGAUUUGGAAGCAUGAGUAACAUAUACAACAAGGAGGCAAAUGAUAGCUCGUUUGCGUUAAAUUCACGGCGAACUGCUUCAUGGGGUGGGAGCUUAAAUGACUCAAUGAGCCCUCCAAAUAGGACACAACCUCCGGGAGAGCCACUGGGCAUGCGUCCUCCAUCUUUCAGGCAAAGUGACACUUCGCUAGCAGAUUCCUCAGUGAGUGGUGGCAGUUACGGAGAAGAACUACAAGAAGUCGAACUCUGAUAUCCGCAAGAUGUACAUAACAAAUUUAUCCAUACAGCCAGAGCCUGUUCAAUUCAUAGAUUGUCUGCAGCAAGUGAUGGAGAUCGACAAAUUUUCUAUCCUUUUAUUUUCCUUCUCCAUUUCGAUAUAGCCCCUUUUUUUAUUUUUGUGGCACGCAAUUCUCCAAUUAUAUGUUUCGUGUUUUUACUAUUGUAUUUUAAAUGUUAUUUAGUAUACUUUAUAGAGGUUUGCUCAUCAUUCAAAA